GGCGGCUGGGGAUCCUGCAAAGUCCCCUCAGGCUGGGGCGUGAGUUCACAGAUGUGCUUGAAGAACUGCCUGGUCGGGGUCACCUUUUGUACAUGCUACCUGGCUUCUUACCUCACGAACAAGUAUGUCCUGUCUGUCUUGAAAUUUACAUACCCUACAUUAUUCCAAGGGUGGCAGACAUUAAUUGGUGGACUUUUGCUUCAUGUAUCAUGGAAACUGGGCUGGACUGAGAUCAAUAGCGACUCAAGAUUUGAUGUUUUGACGUGGCUUCCUGUGUCAGUGUUAUUUGUGGGGAUAAUCUAUGCUGGAUCCAGAGCAUUGUCCAGACUGACCAUUCCUGUGUUUCUCACUUUGCAUAAUGUAGCUGAAGUUAUCGCCUGUGGGCACCAGAGCUGCUUUCAGAAAGAGAAAACUUCUCCUGCAAAGGUCUGUAGUGUUCUCUUCCUCCUGGCUGCAGCAGGAUGCCUUCCCUUCAAUGACUCCCAGUUUGAUCCAGAUGGAUAUUUCUGGGCUGUCAUUCACUUAUUCUGCAUAGGAGCUUAUAAGAUACUCCAGAAGUCCCAGAAGCCCAAUGUCUUAAGCGACAUUGACCAGCAGUACUUAAACUAUAUAUUCAGUGCGGUGCUCCUGGCAUUUGCAUCUCAUCCCACAGGUGACCUCCUCAGCGUCCUGGACUUUCCGUUCCUGUAUUUCUACAGAUUCCAUGGUAGCUGCUGUGCCAGUGGGAUUUUUGGAUUCUUUCUCAUGUUCAGCACAGUGAAGCUAAAAAGCCUUAUGGCCCCAGGGCAGUGUGCAGCUUGGAUAUUCUUUGCGAAGGUAAUCACAGCUGGUUUAUCAACGGUGCUGUUUGAUAUGACCCUGACUAGAGCAACUGUAGGAUGCCUCCUGCUGGGUGGACUGGGUGAGGCCUUGCUGGUUUUCUCCCAGAGGAAGGUCUCCUAAAGGAAACUCAAACAUCACUGCUGGAAAUCACAGCCCUGGGCUUCUGCUCCUUUUCAGUGUGUCAGAAAGAAGGACCUUGACUGCUUUUCCCCGUGUCAAGAAUCUCGCUUGCUGGGGGGUCACGGGCUGUUGUAGAGAAUGGCCUGUGUUGCCUCCCCACUUUGAGAGCAAGUCAUGCUGAUUGUACCAUGCCCAAGGGUGCAGACACAGAUGCGGGGCUCCCCUGUUGCAAGGCCAGUUCCCCCCUCUUGACAAACAUGACUCCUUCCUUAACCUCUGGCUCACCACACAGCAGUGCUCACAGGCUGUUUUGUUGUGCUUUGCGUUUUGUGUUUUCACAUCUUUGGAGACUCCUCUGGGGGUUCUUUGCUUAUUGUGCCGGCUGGUCUAGAGCCCACUUCACCCUGUGAAGGCUUCCCAGUCAAGGCAGGGAAGGAGAUGGGGACUGAGUUGGAGUCCUGGAACAAGUAAGAAGUGCUCUGGAGUCAGUGCUGCAGCCUUUUUGUGGUCUCGGCCCAUUGUGUUCUUUUGAAUUCUGCUCACUCUCUGCAUUACAUCCCACCCUCCCCCUCUUAGGUUAACUUGUCGCUAAAUGAUCACCAGAGGGAUUAGCAUUUACAUGCACUGAUGAGUGUCCUCUCAGGGCAUUUAAACAAGCAUUUAAAUAUGUAUAUACAAGGGCACACACAUUUAUAUUUAUAUUCCUUAAAGCUUUUAAUCCAUUUAAUUCCCUAAUAUCGCCAUGGAGGUUUCAAACCAUUGAGCACUGAAGUACGUUUUCCAGGCCGGAUUAAAGCUCCAAACCUUGCCUCUGUGAGUCAAAAGAAAUGAAUUUGUAUGAAAUGAUUAUUUGAUUCUGAACCCUCAAUGAAGGUUUAGACACUAAUAUCUAAGUCCAAAUAUUUCUGCUCUGUUAUAACAAGUAAUUUGAAUACUUUAGGACUCUGCCAGGAGUUGGUCAUUUUGAGAUGUAGAAGGUAAAGAAGUUUGGUGAGUUUUCUCUAGGCGGGAAGCCAGGCGCUGCAGUGCUGAAGCCUGUCCCUUCUCAGCUAACUCAGCCACCUCUUCUGCAGGUUUUCUGCAAUUUGUUAAAGAAGCAGAAAAUGAAACAAAUAGGAAUGAAUUAGUAUAUUUGGAACUUCAAUACUUAAAUUCAUCCUUGUACUUUUCUGCUGCCUCUUGUUUUAAUGUACUGUCUUUUCCUGGUUUGCUUGUCAUUUAAGGUAAAGGUGUUCAAGGUGACCUUUACAGAGACAACUUCCAUUUGCUUUCAUUCUUCAUCUGGGAUGGCAAACAUUCUAUAGGCUAAGAAUGAAGUAGGAAAUUUGGGCUUAGCAUUUUCCUUGUUCUUUUACUCUCACAAAACUUGAAGGCCAUUUCUUUGCCAUUUGCAGAAAGUGGCAUCUGUCCAAAUGUCAUCUCAUGCCAGUCUCUCCAAGUCCCAUUCAGUUAAGGGAGGUUUCUGAGACUGGAAAGAGCUGUGUUCUAUGAAUAAGCCCAGACCCUCAUUUCCAACAGGACUAACCUCAAAAACUGCUGAAAAGUUGUUUGAAGACUCUGGCAAGCAUUUGUUUUUGUUUGUUUGAUUUUCUUAAAUUGCAUUCCAGAAUCCUCUUGUUGUUAAAAUAUCAGUUCUUUUCUUACUUUACACCAGCAGAAGAGAAGGUGUUUUUUCAAUAUGCCAUCCUGCUUCCUACAGUUCCAUCUGUUCGUGGGCUACUAUGUUGGAGCUUCAUCCAUCACCUUUUAUGCCCCUCCGUGUGCUCAGCUCUCACUACAGUUGAGCCAUGAGCUCUAUAAAACAAGGGGCUGGCCUAGGUCACCCCAGCACUCAUAUGCCCUCAUUUUCUAUUACUCAUUAGCCCUCAGGGCCCCCAGGUGGAGAUCUCCAAGUCACCCCAGCACUCCCUUCUGCCCGAAAUGAUCAGUUUGGUCAUGCCUGUUUGGGUCCCAGUUACCUUAGGCCUUAUUAGCCCUAAGUCAAACCCAGAGUGUUUUUUUUGUUUUUUG
Molecule: messenger RNA, 2952 nt
Organism: Condylura cristata (star-nosed mole)
Lineage: Eukaryota; Metazoa; Chordata; Mammalia; Eulipotyphla; Talpidae
Gene: SLC35D4
Product: transmembrane protein 241
Exons: 15
Coding region: 52-942 (296 amino acids)
Cellular component (GO): Golgi apparatus
Molecular function (GO): antiporter activity
Source: RefSeq, a predicted model, not a curated record